AUGGAAGCAAUCAAGUUACAGCGCAGGUACCCUGACUUGUAUGUGGUAACGCGGAGAAAACUGAUGUGCAGCUCUCAGGAAGAGAUGAUGUCCCUUAUAUUCAAGUUUAAGCAGAUUGAUGUGGAUGACAAGGGCAGUCUCGAUAAACAAGUGGUUGUGAAAGAGGUGCAAGAAAUAGAACGUGCAUCGUACGACCAAGUCCGCGAAACCUUGAAAGAAGUGGAUAUUGAUGCGAGUGGACGCGUAGAGCUGGAAGAUUAUGUGGAUCUUAUUGCGCGUUUGCGGAAGGGAAGCAACGCAUCUGCUGGCGUUGCCACGAAAGGCCGCGUGACCGUGAAAGGGAGCAACGCAUCCACACAACACAGCAUCAAUGAAGACGAACGCACAGAGUUUACACGCCAUAUCAAUAUGAGCUUGGAUGGCGAUCCUCACGUCGGGUCGAGGCUCCCGAUUCCCACGGAUACAUUUCAACUCUUUGAUGAAGCGCGCGAUGGCCUCUUGUUGUCUAAGCUUAUUAAUGACGCAGUUUCCGAUACAAUAGAUGAGCGGGUACUAAACUUUGGCAAAGGCGGAAAGGGGCCAAACCAGUUCCAAAUGACCGAGAACAACAAUGUCGUAAUUCAGUCCGCAAAGGCAAUCGGCUGCAGCGUUGUAAAUAUUGGACCCCAGGACAUCACUGAUGGACGCGAGCAUCUUAUUCUGGGUCUUAUUUGGCAGAUUGUCCGUCGCGGUUUGUUGAGCAAGAUCGAUUUGAAGCACCACCCAGAAUUGUACCGCCUUUUGGAGCAAGACGAAGAGCUUGAGUCUUUUCUUAAGCUCCCCCCGGACCAAAUUUUGCUGCGUUGGUUCAAUUACCAUCUUAAGGCUGCGCAAUGGAGCCGCCGAGUUGCCAAUUUUUCCAAGGACAUUUCUGACGCGGAGAAUUAUGCUGUGCUCCUUUCACAAAUCAAGCCCGACGUAUGCGACCGCAAGCCAUUGCAAGAGCCGGAUCUCAUGACACGCGCUGAAAUGGUGCUACAGAGCGCGGACAAGAUCGGUUGCCGCAAGUAUCUAACUCCCGGCUCGAUGAUCUCGGGGAACCCGAAACUGAAUCUGGCAUUUGUCGCACACCUAUUCAAUACUUGGCCAUCGCUCGAGCCACUCGAAGACACACAGCCUAUGGAAGUGGAAGACUUUGACGCGGAAGGAGAACGCGAAGCGCGUGUAUUCACAUUGUGGCUCAACAGCCUUGAUGUUCAGCCCUCGGUGUACCAUUUGUUCGAGGACGUGAAAGAUGGAAACGUACUGGUCCAGGCAUUCGAUAAAAUUGUGCCGGGCUCAGUAAACUGGAAACGCAUCUCUCGUGCGCGAGAAGGUAGCGAGCUUUCGCGAUUUAAGAUGGUGGAAAACACUAACUACGCGCUUGAAGUUGCCAAGGGUAACAAUUUGCAUCUGGUUGGAAUCCAGGGUGCGGACAUCACGGAUGGAAAUAAAACACUGACGCUCGGCCUUGUAUGGCAGAUUAUGCGUCUAAACAUUACAAAGACGAUGGCUGGGCUGUCGCGAAGUGGAAAAAAUGUGUCGGAUUUGGAAAUGCUGAAUUGGGCAAACGAACGUUUGAAAGCGAAUGGCAAAACCCACACAAUUCGCUCAUUCCGUGAUUCCACUCUCGCAAACGCAAAGUUCUUUUUGGACUUGCUGGAUAGUCUUCGGAAAGGGGUCGUUGACUAUUCAUUGGUUGCGAAUGGCGAUACCGAAGAAGAAUGCAGACUGAACGCAAAGCUUGCUAUUAGCAUCGCCCGCAAGCUGGGCGCUUUGAUUUUCUUGGUUCCCGAAGAUAUUGUGGAGCUCCGGCAACGCCUUAUUCUCACGUUUGUGGGAAGUCUUAACUAA
Molecule: messenger RNA, 1872 nt
Organism: Malassezia vespertilionis
Lineage: Eukaryota; Fungi; Basidiomycota; Malasseziomycetes; Malasseziales; Malasseziaceae
Gene: fim1
Product: fimbrin
Exons: 3
Coding region: 1-1872 (623 amino acids)
Biological process (GO): actin filament network formation; actin filament bundle assembly
Cellular component (GO): actin filament bundle; actin filament; cytoplasm
Molecular function (GO): calcium ion binding; actin filament binding
Source: RefSeq, a predicted model, not a curated record